AUGUUCUUGGUUCAAAACAUAAAGGAUGAACAAUCACCCUUUGUUUUUCCUUCCUGCUCUCAAACUUUGGCUUAUCUUCAAUGGUGGAAAGCACAGAAAAAAAAGGCAAUAUCUAAAAGAAAAAUCUACAAAGAUCGGCCUACUAAAAUUUCGCAAUACCAAAAUACUUUGCAAAAAUUACAUAAAAACAUUAAAAUAGACAUAGAAGAAGUAAAGAAACUUAAGGAUCCAGAUAAGAUAAUUACCACGAUAACAGAUAUAUAUCCACAAUAUUUCACAGAAUUAUCUGGCAGAUCUGUGAAAGAGAAGUUUUCAUUGGAACAAUAUAUUCGAGAUGUACGAGAAAUAUUGAAAACAAGACUCCUCAUUGGUCAAGAAAAAGAUGACUGUAUCUAUAUUGAUCAACAAUUUGAACAAGAAUCACGUCGACUACAACAAAUACAGUAUCGAUGUCAACAAUAUGUAAGUGGCUUCGAGGAACUUCUGUCAAAGGAUCAUCAGAAAAGUAUGAGUCUAUUAGAGGAAGCAGAACGUGAAGUAAUAUUAACUGAAAAGAUUAGUGCUCAAAAGGAUGAGCUCGCGAAACAAUUUGGUCAGAGUAGACUGGAUGUUUAUAUCUUGGAAGAAAGUUGGAGAAUGGUAAAAAUGUGUCAAAUGUUUCUUUAUCGGAUAUCACCUGUCGCUUGGAAAAUCAAGCAUGAGUCGUUUCAAUUCGACUUAAAACAGAGCAUCGUCUCUGUCGAUACUACGGAUUUGUUUGGCAGAUAUAAAAUACUAGAUGAAGAUGUAUCUUUAGAAAACUUAAUAGAAUUAUUCGAACAGGAUAUCGCCGAUAUGGAUGCAACCGAGCUGUACUUCGAAGAUCCUUUCGAUUUAAUUCGAAUUUUAAGAGCGAUGGAAACCCAAAAUUUAAAUGCACUCAUACAUCUCGAAUCGCUCGCUGCGCCAAUGGCAGACAUGACUGUGACUAUUACUGUGACCGAAGCACGGAUCAAACGAGAAAUCAGUGAGAUUACUUCAAUGAUUAAUGAUUUGGAAAAUUCCAUCGCCAAGACAGAGACUCGAGCGGCAAAUCUCGAGGAGUACGCUAAUUAUCUUCUCCAAGAUGUUUUUCGACGUCUAGUCUGCUCUGAGGAAGUACUUUAUCUUCGUGUUUUCGUAGAAGAUACUUAUGAGAGUUGCAUAGGUCCAAACGAUGCAAAUCUCGAUAGUUUCUCGAUGAUGAAGUGGAUCGAGAGAACUUACGAAGAACUUAAUCUUCAGCUUGAUAAUUUACCUCGUGAAAUUGUUCGCAUUUGUGAACGGGAAGGAUUCCAACAAGAAAUGAAGGUUAUAAAAGAAGCAGAAGAUGCUACAAGGAAGUUCGAAUUGAUGCACCGAUUAUUAGAUGCGCUUCAGCGCAUUAUGGAUAUGCCUACGAGAAAGAAACGGCCAUUAAUUCGACGUUCAGUACCAAUCGUGACCAAAAUAAAGCCACCGUUACAGCCAUCGAAACCAACGGAUGAGGAAACUGAAUAUUGUACCUUCUUUACCGAUUAUUGUAAACGUGAUGACUUCAUUACAUAUCGCUCCAAAUUUCCAGAUGAUUUUGAUCUAACAUUUCAAAGCAAACAUAACGAUAUCGAGACAGCAACAUUGAAAGAAGAUUGAAAGAUAUUUUUAAAUCAAAAACAAAAACAGGACAAAAAGGAGAAUAAGGAAGAGGAAAGAAAAAAAUAAAAAUGCUAUCAUUGAAAACGUAACGGAAUCGGCACAUUUAUUUGAAAAAUCCUCGUGCGUAUAUAUCUGAAAGGAUCGUAUCAGUCUAACGCGCUAUGCAUUGUCAAUUACUUAGCUAGCGCUAUUAAUAUGUAUACAUAAAUAGGCGAUUUAACAAUCGAUUGAAGCACGAGAUAAAAUAUUCAGAGAUAAUAAAACACAACAAGGGGCAAGUAUAGUAUACAAUAGAAUUUGGAACGACAGUCGAUAUAAAAACAACAACCAUACUCGACACACAAUGAUCUCUUGGCUGCAAAACGCCAGUUCACGCAUUCCUUCAUUAUAAAUUUUAUAAGACUGCGAUAUGCGCUCCAUCUUAGAAUACCUUUUAUUACACGAGCUAACUUUUUUUAUAAAAUUAUUUACUAGGAAUAACAUAUAUCAAGUAUCCUAG
Messenger RNA from Pogonomyrmex barbatus (red harvester ant), 2152 nucleotides. RefSeq names its product cilia- and flagella-associated protein 100. The record is from RefSeq and is a predicted model, not a curated record. Lineage: Eukaryota; Metazoa; Arthropoda; Insecta; Hymenoptera; Formicidae.